Messenger RNA from Stereum hirsutum FP-91666 SS1, 928 nucleotides. RefSeq lists its product as uncharacterized. NCBI's taxonomy places the organism in Eukaryota, Fungi, Basidiomycota, Agaricomycetes, Russulales, Stereaceae. Bases 1 to 603 code for a protein of 200 amino acids. The transcript is spliced from 3 exons. The record is from RefSeq and is a predicted model, not a curated record.
AUGAAACUUUUAAUCCUUCUUUCUCUCCCGUUUUUGGCCCUUGUCCACGGCCAGACUGAGACGGUGGUCGACCCCGCUCUUGGUGUCACCGUGGUAGAGGUUGUCACAACUGGAAUCCUUGGUCAGGCUACGACCGUAACUCUCUCCACCCUCACCGAUGACACCACUACCACGAGCACAACACCUCUAACCACCUCUACCACAACACCCCUCACCUCUACCACAACACCCCUCACCACUUCCACAACGGCCGCAGUCGAAGCCACCACGACCCCACCACAAGUUGUCGGUGUCCCGGCCAGCAACACCGGUUCCGUCGGCGACCCAACACCCUAUACCUACACCACCACCGACGCUGCAGGAGAUUUCAUCACCGUGCAGGACAUCUUCACUCCCAGUUUUGCGGCCACUGUGCUUUCGACUCCGACGAGCUCUGGCACGAUCUUGGACUAUGACCAGUGGUUGAGUUUGAUCGGGACGAAUACGGCUGUGGCGGGGACAAGUGGAGGGACCAAGGCUUGGACGCCUAGCGGGAGAGGGCUGGUGAUGGGGGUUAGCGUUGCGCUCGGGGCGUUGGGCGGUGCGGCCUUGGUCAUGGCCUGAAGUAGAGGAGUCGUUGUCUAGAUCCGGAUGGAGGUGUGAUAGUUUGUGCGUUAGGACAGUGGCGCGAGAUGGACGGAUCGAUCGUUGUUGUCGUUGUUGGCAUUGUUUUCUCUACUUCAAAAUGUCAUCGCUUCAUACCUUCGACGCGUUGGCAUUUACGGACGAUAUCGACCUGGAUAUUUUACUUACACUUUUAUGUUCUGAUUUGUGUUGUGUUAUAGCGUUCGGUGUUUUGAAUUGAUCUGCAGGUUCUCUUGAGCCCGUCGGCCGUACUGUGGACGCUCUUGUCGUACAUCACAUCUUCAAACAUAAUCGUAUUGCAAGC